AUGUUAGAUUAUUUAAAAAUAAAACAAGUUGGUGGCCUUAAAGCUCAAACAAUUAUUCGAGUAAGUCGAUUUGUUAUGAAAAAUAAUUCUUUUUCUUAUAAUAGCCAAUAUUAUCAUCAAAUUCGUGGAGAAGCUAUGGGUUCUCCUUUAACUUUAACUAUUGCAAAUUGUUAUAUGUUUUUCUUUGAAAGAAAAUUAGUUAAUCAAAUUCAUAAUAGCAAUGGAUUGUAA
This is a messenger RNA of Rotaria sp. Silwood2, 231 nucleotides long. The record is from the annotation of a GenBank genome assembly. Lineage: Eukaryota; Metazoa; Rotifera; Eurotatoria; Philodinida; Philodinidae.